AUGUUUGGCUCUCUCUCCCUGCCUCUCUCUGAGUAGCUUCCCUCCAUGUGCCCUCUCACUGGUCGGGCUUCAUAACCUUUUGAGAUAAGGAAAUUAAGAAAAGGAGUGAUGUUCCUCUAAGCUCAUCUCACGGAUCUUGCCUCUCUCUCUCUCUCUCUCUCUCUCUCUCUCUCUGGAAUUAUUGUGUAUAUAUUGUUCCUGUAGAAACACAAGGAAGGAAGUCCAAAGAAAUGGCUUCUUGGAAGAAAACCAUCACCACCCCAUUUAGGAAAGCCUGCACUUUCUUCAACCAACAGCCAAAACAGAAGAAGCCCCAAGAAGGGCAGGAGAAGAGUGUGGUGGAUCUGCAGGGGGAGGUGAUGGCAUGCGCAUACGAGGAUGUUCAGGUGAUGUGGUCGAUCUUGGACAAGUCCAAGGAGGCCACACAUUGCAACAUGACUUCCUGAUCAGCCACUCUCUCCAUUGCCCCCAUCCCCUUCAAAUCACUCUUUUUCUGAACUGUGUCUGUAGUUGCUGUGCUUCUUAAUUCACCUUUUGGGUAUGUUUUAGAAGGUGUGGCAAGAUGAACAAAGACCCAAAUUGAAGGAGAACCAAACACAAAAAACUCACAAAAAAAAAAAAAAAAAAACGGGAGGGAGGGGGAGGGAGAGAUGUAGUGCCUGAUUCUGCAGAUGAUAUUUGUUUUCUUGGGGGGUGAUUUUGUUGUUAUUGGAGUCAUGUUAGGUGAUUAGGGAAAGAAUCCCCAUGAUUAGUGUGAAGAUCAUGGCGAGAUUUUAAUCGAGAAUUUUAAAUCUUUGAUGUACCCGGUUGAUGCU
Messenger RNA from Rhodamnia argentea, 815 nucleotides. RefSeq lists its product as uncharacterized. The coding region runs from base 231 to 446 and encodes 71 amino acids. NCBI's taxonomy places the organism in Eukaryota, Viridiplantae, Streptophyta, Magnoliopsida, Myrtales, Myrtaceae. The record is from RefSeq and is a predicted model, not a curated record. The transcript has 2 exons.